UGUUCACAAACAAUGUCACAGAAAUUACAAAUUCAAACUCAUCAAACCUGAACUUGUUCUCAUGCCUCAAGUCCGAUGAAAUGGCUACACAUUGGGAACAAGUUGGCUAUAGCUGCAGCAAGAAAGAACACUUGUUAGACCAUCUAUAUAUAAAUUGUGGUGGUGAAUCAAUGCCAAUCAAUGGAACUAAUUAUGAAGGUGAUCUGAGUUCAAAUGGAAGUUCGACUUUCUUUCUGAGUAGCAGUUCAAGUUGGGGUUUUAGUAGUAUGGGAACUUACCUAUUAUCAAGACCCUGGAUUGACACAUACAUAAUCAACAAUACAUGCAUUGCUGGUGUUGAUGAUGGACCUCUUUACAGUACAGCACGUGUAUCCCCAAUCUCCUUGAAGUAUUAUGGAUUUUGUUUAAGAAAUGAUAGAUACACUGUGAAACUUCACUUUGCUGAAUUAGUUAGCGAUGACUACAAAGCCCCAUAUAUCAACAAAUCUGGCCGUGUUUUUGAUGUGGAUAUCCAGGGGAAGAAUGUACUGAAAAGUUUCAACAUAGAAAAUAAAGCAGGGGGUGUAAAUAAGGCUUACACUGUGGAAAUAGAAAAUAUUAUAGUUAACAAUAGUCGACUGGAGAUUCACUUAUAUUGGUCAGGGAAGGGUUCAUCGGAAGUCCCGACAGAUCACUAUGGUCCCCUUAUAUCUGCAAUUUCUGUAUAUCCUUCUAUAGAGAGUGGUAUGCCUCCUCCACAGAUGGCUGCAAUCUCAUUAUCUGCCUUACUUCUGCUGAUAGUGUUGAUAGUUUAUUUAUGGAAAAUGGAAGACAAAUUGCAUGAAGGACUGGUUGAGUUGUAUCCUGGGGGACUUUACAACUUCCAAAAACUAAAAGCUGCUGCAAAGAAUUUCAAGGACAAACUUGGUGAGGGUGGCUUUGGAACUUUCUAUGAGGCUACACUUGGCAACGGAACUGUCGUUGCAGUUGAAAAGGUUUCAGCAACAAAAGAUAUAAUUCGGGCAUUUAGGGAGAAGGAUUCUACAAUUUCUCUCAUGGAACAUCCGAACCUUGUAAAGUUAAUAGGAUGCAUUGCAGAGAAGAACCAACUGUUGCUUGUUUAUGAAGAUAUAGGUCGUAAUUCUCUCCAAAACGCACUUUUUGGUUCAAACAGGUUGAAAUUAGAUUGGCCAACAAGGCGCAACAUUUGCCUUGGCAUAGCAGAAGGUCUAGCUUUUCUUCACGAGUGCAAGCAGAAAAUUGUCCAUGGAAAUAUCAAACCAACCAGCAUUUUUCUUGACGAACAUCUCAAUGCAAAGAUAUCUGACUUUGGAUUUUCCACACUCCAUGACCAAGGAAAGUCGCGGUUGGAAGGAACAGUGGUAUACAUGGCGCCUGAAUACGCGAAAUAUGACCUCUUAACAACAAAGGCAGACGUGUAUAGCUUCGGAGUUCUUGUGCUCAUAGUUGUCAGUGGAAUGAAAGAAAAGACUUCAAUGUCUAGCAGUGGGGUUGACACCGAGUACCUUCCAGAUGUGGCAGCACGCGAAAAGCAUAGAGAAGGGCAUUUUAUGAAUCUAGUUGACAGAAACAUGUCUAAUACCGUCGAUUGGGAACAGGUAGAUACAAUGUUAGAAUUAGCAAUGUUGUGCUUGGACCAGUAUCCAGAUCAAAGACCGACCAUGACUCAAGUUGUGAAGGUUCUAAAGGAAGAACUUGAAUUGAAGGAUCUAAAGGAAAGACUAAAGCAGCUUACUUCUGGCAGAUAUCGGCCUGAACCAUAUGGUGAGAUUUCCACAGUUGAAGACACAACUUGGCAUUCAAAAUCAGGGAGCACUUCAAGGGGUGGAGUGAUAGACACCCAAAUCUCUGCUUCUCCCAGCACCAGCAGCACUGUUUGAAGAAAUACCAAUCUAUGCUAGUUCCGAGUUCUGCUGAAAUGAGUGGUUUUCCGAAUUGAAUUAAGUUCGCUUUCUGAAGUUUACAAGUGAUGGUGCUAAUUAAUGUCCCUUAUCUGAAAAUGGUCAUAAAAGAAUUUCAGAGGGCAGCAUGUACAAGCUGCCAAAGGAAUUAAGUUAGCCCUCUGAAAUUCUUUUAGGACCAUUUUUCGGAUAAGGGAACUUUAUAGCAUCAUCACUUGUGAGCUUCAGAAUAUAUAUAUAUGCAGUAGUGCUUUCCUGUUUCAGUAAUGUUUGUCUCUCCUCUCCUGCUAGUAGUGGUGUAUUAUGUUUGCUUUUGUGAAAUAGUUUAUAGUUGUGCUAUAUGGCAUGCAUGUACAGUGCUAUUAUUAAUAUUUCAACUUUGUAAAUUGUUUUUGUGAUA
Molecule: messenger RNA, 2301 nt
Organism: Ipomoea nil (Japanese morning glory)
Lineage: Eukaryota; Viridiplantae; Streptophyta; Magnoliopsida; Solanales; Convolvulaceae
Product: probable LRR receptor-like serine/threonine-protein kinase At1g53430
Exons: 11
Coding region: 81-1880 (599 amino acids)
Biological process (GO): protein phosphorylation
Molecular function (GO): protein kinase activity; ATP binding
Source: RefSeq, a predicted model, not a curated record